Vicia villosa (hairy vetch) is the source of this 1445-nucleotide messenger RNA. Its product is annotated as ATPase 8, plasma membrane-type-like. The record is from RefSeq and is a predicted model, not a curated record. Gene Ontology annotation, biological process: proton transmembrane transport; regulation of intracellular pH. The transcript has 4 exons. Bases 1 to 1074 code for a protein of 357 amino acids. Gene Ontology annotation, cellular component: plasma membrane. Lineage: Eukaryota; Viridiplantae; Streptophyta; Magnoliopsida; Fabales; Fabaceae. Gene Ontology annotation, molecular function: ATP hydrolysis activity; P-type proton-exporting transporter activity; ATP binding.
AUGCCGAGAGUUUCAGAAAAGACCAAGGAGAGUGCAGGAGAACCAUGGGUAUUCUUGGGUCUCCUACCCCUCUUUGACCCUCCAAGGCAUGACAGUGCCGAGACAAUUCGCCGCGCUCUUGACCUCGGUGUUAAUGUUAAGAUGAUCACUGGUGACCAACUUGCCAUUGGAAUAGAAAACGGCCGCAGACUUGGAAUGGGAACCAACAUGUACCCUUCAUCCUCCCUUCUUGGCCAAUGCAAGGAUGCAUCUAUUGCAACAAUUCCAAUUGAUGAGCUCAUUGAGAAGGCUGAUGGAUUUGCUGGAGUCUUCCCUGAGCACAAGUACGAGAUUGUCAAGAGGUUACAGGAUAGGAAGCACAUUUGUGGUAUGACCGGAGAUGGUGUGAACGAUGCACCGGCGUUGAAGAAGGCAGACAUUGGUAUUGCAGUCGCUGAUGCAACUGAUGCCGCAAGGAGUGCCUCAGACAUUGUCUUGACAGAGCCAGGAUUGAGUGUGAUCGUGAGUGCUGUGCUGACAAGUAGGGCCAUCUUCCAAAGGAUGAAGAACUACACAAUCUAUGCAGUUUCCAUCACAAUCCGUAUCGUUCUUGGGUUCUUGCUCAUUGCUCUAAUAUGGCAGUUUGACUUUUCUCCUUUCAUGGUUUUGAUCAUCGCCAUUUUGAAUGACGGAACCAUCAUGACCAUCUCCAAGGACAGGGUGAAGCCAUCUCCUGUUCCUGACUCAUGGAAGCUUAUCCGCAUCCUCAAGUUUCUUAUCCGCAUGGGACUCACAGGCAGUGCCUGGGACAACAUGCUCCAAAACAAGACUGCAUUUACAACAAAGAAGGACUACGGGAAAGAUGAGAGGGAGGCUCAGUGGGCAACGGCUCAACGCACAAUGCACGGCCUUCAAUCCCACGAGGCCCCGAAGCACGGUCACCACCAUGACCACUCUGAAAUGGCUGAACAAGCUAAGAGACGUGCUGAGAAUGCUAGGCUAAGAGAGCUACACACACUCAAGGGACACGUUGAAUCAGUUGUCAAGUUGAAGGGUCUUGACGUUGAAACCAUGCAACAACACUACACAGUCUAAAAAAAUAUUUUAACAGUGGAAGAAAAGAGCCGAUUCAUAUUUGUAUAAACAACUGGCUAGCUUAGGCUGCUCAUGAAGAUGUGGUCGGAUACCUCUGGCUUGAAAUUAAUUUAUCCUCUUUUUUGUUGUCCAACAUUUUUUGUUCUUCUUCCGAAAUAUGAGUAAAAAUAUGAUAGAUCUUAUAUACUCCCAAUCCCGUUUUUACAAGGAUGUGAUAAUCACAUUGACACUUAGCAUAGGUUAAUUAGGUUUUGUAAUAACAUAGAUGGCUAUUUGCAGAAGCAAAGGAAAUGCUGUAAAUAAAAUCGAAAGGUUAGAAAACACUAUGUUUAAGCUUUAUAAAGCAAUAAAAUUUAUAUGCAGUUUUUACA